Cryptomeria japonica (Japanese cedar) is the source of this 2138-nucleotide messenger RNA. RefSeq lists its product as uncharacterized. The record is from RefSeq and is a predicted model, not a curated record. Gene Ontology annotation, molecular function: nucleotidase activity. The coding region runs from base 480 to 1472 and encodes 330 amino acids. NCBI's taxonomy places the organism in Eukaryota, Viridiplantae, Streptophyta, Pinopsida, Cupressales, Cupressaceae. The transcript has 8 exons.
AUCUUUCGUAAAUUUUCUUCAUCACUCCCUAAAAAUUUGCAUCAAAUACCUCACAAAACCUUAGAAAACUUGAGAGUUGUUGGAUGAAGUUUUUGAUAGAUUCCUUGCUAUUUUUUUCAUUAAACUAAUGCCUUGAAAAAUAUAACUGACAGUCACAAAUCUUUCCUUUUUCCAUGUGGAUUGAAUGUUCCAAAAUUCUUUUCUUGGGGAUUAUAAUCAUGUGGCUGUCCGCGUAAUUGAGCCCCUAUUUCCGCUUUUAUGAGCAACAGCUUUUCAUUUCGGAAGCAGCUUUUUCUUUAUCCACUCCAAUCUCACUGGACUUCAUAUGGAAAUUUCAUAGCUUUAAUUCGUGUGCAUGGAUCCGGUGCCAAUUUGGGAUUGAUUUUAUAUCAAGUUAAUGAUUUGGGUGUGGGCGAAAUUCAGAUUUCCAACUUGGGUUCUGUUCUAAUCAAGCAAAAGAGCUCAUAGGAUUCAUAUCCAUGGCUAGUGGUAAUUCUAUUGAGAACAGGAUUAUGGCGCCGCCUCCUGUUUUCUUGUCCAGUUUGAAUGAAGUCCUGAAGAACAGGCAGCAGCAACAGCAGAAGAAGGAACCGGUAGGUUGUGAUGACAGUGGAAAAAUAGUUGCUGGUGGAGAUGCAGUGAGUAAGAAGGAGGAGGAUUUGAGGCCUAGCGUGCUUGUUACCAGCGGGGAUGGUAUUGGUGCUUCUGGCCUUAGAUACCUGGUUGAGGCCCUUGUCAAUGGAGGAAGAUGCAAUGUGAAUGUUUGUGCUCCUGAUGAGGACAAAUCAUGGAUAAGUCAUUCUGUUUCAACACGUGAGACUCUUGUUGCAAGCACUGUUGACAUUAAGGGAGCUACUGCUUAUGAAUCUUCUGGGACUCCAUCAGAUUGUGUUUCAUUAGGUUUGUCUGGAAUGCUUUUCCCUGGAGUAAAACCUGCCAUGGUCAUUAGUGGAAUCCACAAGGGGUCAAACUGUGGACAUCACAUCAUCUACUCUGGUACGGUUGCUGGAGCCAGGGAAGCUCUUCUUAAUGGAGUUCCCUCUAUAGCAAUCUCGUUGAAUUGGAAGAAAGACGAAAGCUGUGAUUCUCAUUUCAAGGAAGCAGCUGAAAUCUGUCUACCUUUAAUAUAUGCUGCAUUACGAGAUAUUGAGAAGGGUGCAUAUCCUAGAGAUUGUUUAUUAAAUAUUGACAUUCCAACUCGCCCUUCUGUACACAAGGGAUUCAAAGUGACCAGACAGAGUAUGUCGAGACUUUUAGCAAGCUGGCAAGCGGUGACUUCUCAAAGGCAUUUGUCUGGACAGUUUAUGUCCAGAGAGCAAAGUCUUGGUAUUCAAUUAGCACAACUAGGUCGAGCGGCAUCUGCUGCGAUGGCAGGUGCACUGGAGCACGAGGAAAAGUCGCGGCUGGCCUCACACGGAACGGGAAGAGUGGCAGCUGAGCAGAGCAUCAAUGGCAGACUUGGCACAACGUGAUAUAACAAACCCUUCAUUUUGCUUUACGAAUAUUUGGCGAAUUUUAUUAAUGUUUUACAGAUUUGCCGAAUUCCGAACCUGAAGCCAGAAAUUUGGCGAAUGUGGUGACUAAGGGUCAAUCUACCACUUGUAAAUGGCUCAUGAUAUUCAUGAAUUGUCCUGUCUCUGUUAGGCGAUUUAUAAGCUUUGAAUUUGAUAGUUAUAAUAUCACAAUGCCCCUUUCAUACUUGAAAGCAUUCAAUGACGACAGUUCUACACAAGGUUCUCCAUAUGCAUACUGAUGUGAUUAUUUUGUUGCAUAUUAUCCUUUCUAAUUGCAUGUCUGUGUGCAAAGUUUAAAUGCCUUUGGCAGCAAGGCAUGUGCCUGUUUAUGUGUUUUGUAUUCUACAUUUUGUGGGUGGCCCUUUGAACUAUGGACUUGGUGAAUAUACAUCUUACAUGUUUAUUAUGAUUAUUAUGGACCAUGUUAACAUUAAGAAAUCAAAACAUAAAUUAUGUUAAUCUACUCGAGCAACCAAAAGCUAUCAAUCGGGCAUACAACCUAAUCACCAUACAAGUUAGUAGUGGAUUGAAAAUUCUUAAUAAUAAGUUCAAAUGAACUAUGAGUGUCUUAGCUAAUUCUUGUAAUUUCUGGGGUUAGAAGAAUAGCAUUAAAAUAUGCAGCAG